Cordyceps fumosorosea ARSEF 2679 is the source of this 3015-nucleotide messenger RNA. RefSeq names its product Transcription factor. The record is from RefSeq and is a predicted model, not a curated record. Lineage: Eukaryota; Fungi; Ascomycota; Sordariomycetes; Hypocreales; Cordycipitaceae. Gene Ontology annotation, biological process: positive regulation of transcription by RNA polymerase II; DNA-templated transcription. Gene Ontology annotation, cellular component: nucleus. The coding region runs from base 1 to 3015 and encodes 1004 amino acids. The transcript is spliced from 4 exons. Gene Ontology annotation, molecular function: sequence-specific DNA binding; DNA-binding transcription factor activity, RNA polymerase II-specific; zinc ion binding.
AUGUCCGACGACGAGGCUGCCGCCCUGUCCGUCACCGACUGGCCCAUCCAGGAUGCCCCCUCUCCUACCGAAAGCAUCAAAUCUGACAUCGAGAUUGAUGACCGCCCAGCCGCUGGCGAUGCCCCGUCACAGCCCAUACAAAAGCGACGUCGAGUGACGCGCGCCUGCGAUGAGUGUCGUCGCAAGAAGAUCAAGUGUGACGGCAAGCAGCCCUGUACACAUUGUUCCGUCUACAGCUAUGACUGCACAUAUGAUAAGCCUUCUAAUCGAAGGCGUAAUCCCGCGCCCCAGUACAUCGAGGCUCUAGAGGGUCGCUUACAUCGCGCCGAGACUCUGUUGCGAAAAUUCAUGCCCGACAUCGACCUGGCUGAUCCCAACAUGGACCCCAGUGUCCAAGCCGAAUUUCAAAAUCGCGAACAGUCUCGAAUACAGGCCGCCAGCAAGUUGCAGGGCAACACCUCGAUGCUGCAUCCCUCCACACCCGAUCCUCAGCUAGUGUCCAUGGUCGACUCUCUCGGUCAGCUUGACAUCGAUGAUCGCGGCGAUUGGGACUUCCACGGCAAUUCGUCUGGUGUUGUCUUCCUUAAGAAAAUGAAGGAACACUUCCGCGGCCUGCUUGGUCCUACUGCAUCCAGUCCGUUCCUCCCGCGCCCCGACCAACUCUCCGCACUCCUCAAUCCCGACUCCGCGCCGUUGCACGCCAAUUCGCCUCUCUCUACCAUGUCGACAUAUCCCGAAUUACCGCCAAAGGACGUUGCUCGACGCCUUUGCUUCUACUCGCUUACCUGCGCCACCUGCCUUACUCGCAUCGUUCAUGUUCCGACAUUUAACAGCCAGUUCGAGCGAAUAUAUGAAAUUCCACUCGAAAAUCUCGGAUCUGAGGACACUCAAUUUCUCGGUCUAUUAUUCGCCAUUCUCGCUUUGGGCUGCAUGUAUCACAGCUUUGAUGCCUCAGCUGCCCAAGGCACUGGCUACCGAGCUGCCAUGGAGGAGGGAACAAAAUACUUCAAGACGGCUCGAGCCCUUAUCAAGGAUAUUGGUGAUUGCCGCACCCUCACCUCGAUACAAGCGCUCCUCUUCAUGACACUCUUCCUCCAAUCUACGUCUAACCUCAGCUCAUGCUACACAAUCCUUGGCAUCGCCAUGAGAUCAUGCCUUCGCAUGGGCAUGCAUCGCCACUUACAACAUGCGCGAUUAAACCCGAUAGAGGAGCAAUUACGCAAACGAAUAUUCUACGUUGUGCGACAAAUGGACACAUAUGUUUCAACAAUGCUGGGCCUUCCUUUACUGCUGAGCAGCGAUGAUAUUGACCAGCCCUUUCCAAUGGAAGUCGAUGAUGACUACGUUACCAACCAGGGCGUCAUGCGUCCGCCGCCCGGAUCCUCCUCGUUCUUUGAGGCCUUCAAUGCGCAUACCAGGCUGAUGGAUGUGUUGGCUAAGAUCUCCAAGCUCAUCUAUCCAACCAAAUUGCCGGGAAGUGUCAAAAUUGAGCUGGGAGGAGCAGGCAACCCUGUCAGUUAUGCUCGCAUUAAGGAAAUUGAGGGUGAAUUGCAACGAUGGUUCGAACGACUUCCUGAGGCCUGGCGACCAAGCCCUGAGGGUCCCAUCGAAGUUGUUAGAGUUCGGCAUCUCCUUCGUUUCUCCUACGCUCACGUACAGCUCCUUCUAUAUCGCCCUUUUCUACACUACAUGUCGCCACGGCUCUGUCAAGGCAUUAAAGUCGAUGACCUCUCCUAUGCUUGCGCUGCUGCCGCCAUUAGCGUCUCGCGCAAUGUCAUCCACAUCGGCCAAGAGAUUCGGAAACAGCGCGUUCUGAGUGGACCCUAUUGGUUCAUGCUAUACACCGAGUAUUUCGCCGUUUUGUCUCUCAUCUUCUUCAUCCUGGAGAAUCCUGGAAAGCCGGGCAGUGCCGAAGUUCUUGCAGACGCCCGCACUGGGCGACAGAUGAUAGCUGAUCUGGCAGAGAAGAGCUUGGCUGCAGAUAUGCUGACGACGUCAUUAAAUGCCCUCUUUGAGCAGCUUCCCGAAGCCCUGGAACAAGCUCGUGGCCGGGCAAUUGCUUCAGCAAAGCGAUCCAUAAGCAAACCCAACGGCAUGGUUGCGGGGCAUCCCGGAGUCAACCACAUCAUGUCGCCACAACGAUCCGAGGAUUUAUUGCGAACUCAUAGCGGUCACAUGUCGACUGGCGGCUUCUCCAUGGAUACCAUGGCACCAUCCGAGCAAAGCUUCCACGAUAAUGGCUUUGGUGGCGGUAUGCACGAUAUGCUAUCGCUUGACAUGUCUUCCCGAGCCACCCCUGACUCUGAGAGCACAGCAGCCAGUUCCAGCCGCAUGGCAUUCAUGCCACACUCUGUUGCCACGCAGAAUGCGCUCAACCCAGUUAACAAACUUGAUGCGCUCAUGUUCCCAUCUGACGACCCUUUUGCCUAUCCGAACCAACCGAUGAUGGAGCUGGGCUUCCAGCCUUCCAAGGACGGCGCAGCUGUGACCAUGGCCCAAGAUCCCAACUUCUUCUUCCCUGCAACGCUGGAGGAGAUGGGCAACUCUUUUAUCAACCAGCCACCGCCAUACAUGACGCCACAAAAUGGUCGUCAAGGCAUGGGAGGCAUGAACAUGAGCCAAAUGUACGACAACAACGGUAUGAUUGCGAUGCAACAUCCGGGAGCGGCGCAAGCUCUGGCACAGGCACAGGCGAGGCAACACCAAGCCAGGGCGCAGGCGCAAGCGCAGGCGCAGGCUCGACAGCAGCAGGCAGCUCAGCGCGCUCAGCAGCAACAGCAAGAGCAGCAACAGCAGCAGCAGCAGCAGCAACAACAGCAGCAGCAGCAACAGCAGCAACAGCAACAGCAACAGCAGCAAAGAUCUCGCGGCUUUGGGUUCUUCCAUAGACGUACGCGACAGCCUCAAGAGCAACAGCAAGCGCAGCAAAUCGACCAAAUGUUUACAGAGCACGGCAUGCAACCGGAUUUUGGCAGCUUUUUCGGGUCUGGCAGAGGCGGCUUUCAGGGAAUGUAA